GCGGCUCCGCACCGUGACUCAUGAGCCGCCGGGGCGCUCCGGCGCGGGGAGGAUGAGGCAGGCCGCUCCCCGCCCAGGGGGGGCCCGCGCCGCCGCCGCCGGUUACCUCGUCCGCGCCGUCGCCUCGCCCGGCUCCCGGGGGCCGCGGGCGGCUUAGGUCGGUACCGGGCUGCCCCCGACGGCUCUGCCGCUGCUUGGGACCGCCGCUAGAGCAGCCGCCGCUGCCGCUUUUUGCCUUGCUUGCUGCCAGCUGCACCGCGACGACAGCACGGCCGCCCGCCGCCUCUAGCCCCGGCACCCCCGGCCUCCUCGUAGCCGGGCCGCGGGCGCGCUGCCGAGAGCCCCCCGCUGCCGCCCGGCCCCGGCGGCGGACAGAGAGAGAGCCCCGAGCCGCUGCGUCCGCCCGCGCCCGGCCGCCGGCACCGGCCUGGAGGCUGCCCCGCACACGUCCGCCCCGCACACAGCGCCUCGGCACGCGGGUGCCCCGGGCCUGCCGCCCGCCCGCGCCCAUGGGUGACUGAGAGCCCCGGGCCGGCCCCAGGCACGCAGCUCGGCCCGCGCCCCGCCGGCACCCAGCGCCCCGCCGGCACCCAGCGCCCCGCCGAGCGGGGGCCGCUGUCCGCGACCGGCUCCGUGCUGCGAACCGCUGGCGGAGCGCGUCCCGGAGCGCGUCCCGGAGCCCGUCGGACCGCGCAGCUCCCGCACGUACUUUCAAAUAGGGAGCGGGGAAGCGGCGCUCCGGAGGUGGCGCUGUCAUCGCUCCCGGGCCCUCGGUUCAGCCGCUUGUCUGUUCGGUGUGUCGGAAAGUUUAACUACCUGUAAAACCUAAAGAUGGCUGUGAGCGUCACGCCGAUUCGGGACACAAAAUGGCUAACGCUGGAAGUGUGUAGGGAGUUCCAAAGAGGGACUUGCUCACGGCCAGACACGGAAUGUAAAUUUGCACACCCAUCGAAAAGCUGCCAAGUUGAGAACGGACGCGUAAUCGCCUGCUUUGAUUCAUUGAAAGGUCGAUGUUCAAGGGAAAACUGCAAAUACCUUCACCCACCACCACACUUAAAAACGCAGCUGGAGAUAAAUGGACGCAAUAACCUGAUUCAGCAGAAGAACAUGGCCAUGCUGGCCCAGCAGAUGCAGCUUGCCAACGCCAUGAUGCCUGGUGCCCCCUUGCAGCCUGUGGUGUGUCGGGAGUACCAGCGUGGGAACUGCAACCGGGGGGAGAACGACUGCCGGUUCGCCCACCCCGCCGACAGCGCCAUGAUCGAUACCAACGAUAACACCGUUACGGUCUGCAUGGAUUACAUCAAAGGGAGAUGCUCACGGGAAAAGUGCAAAUAUUUCCACCCUCCGGCACAUCUGCAAGCCAAGAUCAAGGCCGCCCAGUACCAGGUUAACCAGGCUGCAGCUGCCCAGGCAGCAGCGACGGCAGCUGCCAUGACUCAGUCGGCUGUCAAAUCACUGAAGCGACCCCUCGAGGCAACCUUUGACCUGGGAAUUCCUCAAGCUGUACUUCCCCCAUUACCAAAGAGGCCUGCGCUUGAAAAAACCAAUGGUGCCACCGCAGUGUUUAAUACUGGUAUUUUCCAAUACCAGCAAGCUCUUGCCAACAUGCAGUUGCAGCAGCAUACAGCCUUUCUCCCACCAGGCUCAAUAUUGUGCAUGACACCCGCUACAAGUGUUGUUCCCAUGGUGCACGGUGCUACGCCAGCCACUGUGUCUGCAGCAACAACAUCUGCCACAAGUGUUCCCUUCGCUGCAACAGCCACAGCCAACCAGAUACCCAUAAUAUCUGCCGAACAUCUGACUAGCCACAAGUAUGUUACACAGAUGUAGACAUUUUGUCAUCAAACAAUCAUAACUAAGGAGAAAAGGACAGUGUGUUUGGGUUGAGAAAAGGACAAGUUCAUUAGCCAUAAUGUAUAUACCGUCAAGCAACACUCGGAAACUCCCUCAGCAGUAAGACAUCCACACAUUGCAUGUUAACGAGAUGAAACAAGAACUUGGAAAUCCACUGCACACUGUUGCCUAUAUACUUUGUACAUUUAAUUGAUAUUUGUGCUGAGGUGAUCUUAUUGUCUAAAAACUACAACAUCGUCUAUCUUUUCUAGCACAGAAGUAUGCAUAUGUAUUUGAAUAUGCAUAUGUAGUCUAUUUCCUACAUAAUCAUGUAUGUCACCUUGAAAAGACAGACUAUGGUGUAACCAUAAAUCUAUUAUGUAUUGGUACGUCUGUAGACCAAGAUAUAAUUUUUUAAAGUAAGUUUAUUUCUUUCAAGGUUUACAAAUAACAAAGGUGCACCUUGUAUUUAAAAUUGCCAUUAUAGAUGAGAGCGUGCAUGCACAGUAAUUUUUGUUUAAGAGUAAUAUUUUUAAUGUAAUAGAUUGUAAGAAGUGGUAAGAGAGGUAUCUGACAGAGAUGAAUGUGCCAAGCAAAACCACAACUGUGUAUAUUUUAAAGCACAUCAAUGGCUUUAAGUACCAUGUUGUUAAGGAUUCUCAUGAAGUGCCAUAGACUGUACAUCAGAUUAGAGUAUUAUUUCUGCAGUGUUAUUUUCAGAACCACAUUUUCACUUACUUUACUACUACUAAUCAGUCAAAGGGCACCAUUCUGUUUCAAAACCAAAGCUGUCUCAGAAAUGGCCAAUUACUCCUUACAGUAACGUUAGACAGCACAAGAGAGAUAUUCUAGCCGUACAAAUUAACCCAUACUGGACAUAUAUAUAAACUAUUUUAAGGCAUUAUAGUGUAAUAUUUAUGCGUAUUUUACUGUAUAACAUGAUAUAUGAAAGGGAAAAGCCAUUUCUGAGACACAGUAACACAUGUUUGAGGAACUUAUUUUGCUUCUAUUUAUAGCCUCUGUCGAAAGUCAAAAGGACUAUAAAUGCUUUGCAGAGAUGGGUUUCACUUUUACUUCAUCAAAGUCACGCAUUAAAUAGUGACUCUAAACAAAGACGAAAGAAGCACUGACAUCAGAUGCAUGACAAACCAAAACAUGAAAAAAUGGAGAUGUUAAUUAGCAUAGAAAUUGGGUGGGUUAAAUACUCGGGUGAGUUUUAUAUGUGACUUUUUUUGUUCAGAUUAACUGCUUAUAGCCUUAGAAAGCCUUUACAAAAUAAAAACAAAAAAUAGAUGUGCAUUCAAGUUCUAAGAAUGGAUUCAUCCAAAGGAAUUCCUUUUUGUGGUUUGGAUGUUGCAGCUAGUAAAGGAUAUUUUUGCUCUGUUCAGCAAAGUGCUGAAGUGGGGGCCAGGUCACUGGUAGCAUAGCGUGGAGUGGAAGAAGCGCGAGUUCGGUUGUAGAACUCUCCAUACUUCCAAGUUUACUGCAAGUUUUUAUGCUUGAGAGAGAUGCUUUAUAGUAUAAGAAUGAUGUGUUGAUUUUACUGAUUGUACUGUACAUCUAUUAAAGCCUUAGAUUAUUACAUUACGGGUUAAAACCCAUACCAAUGUAAUUUCAAUCGUGUUAAGAAAGUAUAGGUGACUUCACAUGUUAUUGUAGUUACUUAACAUUAUAGAAUAUUACUUAUUUUUUUCUUGUUAAAAGUGUAGUUUUUAUUUCUUACAUUUAUUAGAUUGUUUUCAUUUUCUAUUACCAGUUGAAUACCAUUUCAGUUUAUAGAAUUUUGUUUUAUUAGAGUUUACUGAUGAAUUUUUCAAAAUACAAAAAAAAAGUAGUUUUCUUCAUAACAUACUCAGUUUUGAAUUUACAUGUAGUGUCAUAUGAAUAUUCGUAUUAUUGUUGACUAAAUGAUUUAUAUUUUACUGAUUUAAUAUUACAAUGUAAGAAUGUCAGUCAUUGUUAGUUCUUGUCUAGUUUUCAUUAAAAGAACAAAGAUCUUUUAUAUGGAUAUCUUAUAAUUAUAUAAUCAUUGCUAAGUAAGAAGUUAAGUUGUUGCUAUCGCAACAAUCCUGGCAGACAAUUGAGUAAUAUUUUGAUGAUUUAUUUUGUUUGUAAUUAGUUAUUAUGAGAAAAUCUAGUUCCUAGAUAUUAGAAUAAAAUUUAUUUUCUACUGUAUCCAUUUCAAAUGUUAAAAUAUUGUUUAAAUAUUUUUUGAAAUCCCUGAAUAUCAGGCCUUGUUAUAAAUAAGCUGCAUAAUCAAUAGAUCAAGGGACGUUUUGUGGAUAAUCCAAAUAUUCAAAGUUUACGUAACAAGAAUUAUAGUGUGUGUGUGCAAACUCUUGAGGGUUGAUUAUGCUGCAGUUUAGCAUGUGGGAACGUAUAGAGAGAAGGUUGACUUUUUGCACUUCUGUAUAUAGUCAAAAAAGAGAGAAACCUGUAUAAUAGUAAGAUCUUAUUUUGAAUAAAAAUGUCUAUAAUUACAAGGAGUUUUGUUAAGGCUAAUAAAAUGACAGGCUGAACAAAAUUGCUUGCAAAAGUGGCACAGAGUUAGCACUCCAUACCCCUUCAAAAAAGUUGCUUUGCUUUAUGUGGACAGCUUGUAGUUUGCCAGGAUUUUUUCAGCUGGAAAGAUAUGCCAUCCUUCCAAGAUCUCAUGACUGACAAAAGCUCCACUGGUUCAAAUCUGCCUGAAAAUCAUUAAUAAAAAAAAAAAAAGAAAAAAAAAAGAAAAAAAAGGCAAAAAAAAGCAGGUACUUCAAACCAUCAAGGUGAAAUCAUGGAUCAAAUAUUCCGUACAUUAUUCAAAAACUACUGCAUGUUUAAAGUAUCAAAAAUAUAUUAAAGGUAUAUACUAUUCAAACCAGUUUCUGACAAUUUCAGUGGUUUAUUGUUCACAAAAAAGAUUCUUCAAAACAAAUACUGACUUUCACAAAAAAGUUAAAUCAUGAACAGGCAAACCAAACAGCACACCGUAGCUGUAGUUGUUAUGUGAUUAUUUUUUAUUGCUGUAGUGGUCCUGUUCUUUUAGCAGGUGAAAAAAAAACAACUAUGAAAUUUUACAGUUUUAAUGGAAAGCAUUCAAGAAGCCUUGUCAUUAUUUAUGCCAAAGCUGGAAAGAAAAAGUGAUCGGGCCAUUCCUUUAUCUGAUCUCUCCAGUACUCAUACUGAAUAAUGAAUAAGUUGCACUUAUUUGCAACCCCGCAACUUUCAUCUGCUGAAAGGACAGAUGUGCUUGGUUUUACUAUUAUGUAAUCACAGACUUACUUUUUGCUUGUAGUUGCUCCAAAUUAUGUACUCUGUCCUGGGCUGCAAUUUGUUUUUAUGCUUAUUUUAUUAUUACUGCUAUAGUUGACCUUGCUGUAUGGAAAAAUAAAGUGAAAUUGCCCUAAUAAAAGUUCUCUUUCUUAA
Molecule: messenger RNA, 5241 nt
Organism: Cygnus atratus (black swan)
Lineage: Eukaryota; Metazoa; Chordata; Aves; Anseriformes; Anatidae
Gene: MBNL1
Product: muscleblind like splicing regulator 1
Exons: 10
Coding region: 832-1830 (332 amino acids)
Molecular function (GO): metal ion binding
Source: RefSeq, a predicted model, not a curated record